AUGUCACAAAGUCUUAAUAGCGAUCCGAUUAUGAAUCGUUAUCCACAGACGAAUAUUUCCGGUUCACACGGUCGUCAAAAUCCCAAUCCAUACUCAAACUCAAAUGAUAUGGAGCAAACUGAGCUAUAUGAAUAUGAAAAUAAUCGAUCAAAAUUAGGUAAUAUAUUUAAUCGCAAUGGUGGCGACAAUGUAUUCACACCUCGACGUGAUAUUAUCGAUUCUAUCUGUUCGAAUAUCAACCAAACUUUGUUGGUAGCAAAACUAUUUUAUUUUUUCUAUUUUGCCGCAUUUGGAGCACUCUUUCCAUUAUUAAGUAUUUAUUUCAAACAAAUGGGUAUGGGACCAUCUUAUUGUGGAAUUCUAAUGGGAUUUCGUCCAUUUGUCGAGUUUAUCUCUGCUCCAUUUUGGGGAGUGGUUGCCUCUCGAUUUCGUCAAGCAAAAAUCAUCAUGCUAAUGGCCUUAGCAUCAUGGAUUCUAUUUACUGUAUCAAUAGGACUUAUCAAACCGCCACCCCACUCGUGUUGGAGACAGAAUUCGACUCAUACUCUAUUAGAACGUGUUGGUGGUAAUACGCUUCUUACAGUUAAAAAGCGUGAUUUAUUUAAUAUUGAUGAGACAUUUUCUAUUCGUUCAAAACGUCAAGAAUGGAUCCCAUUAGAUAAUAUAAAUUAUACUCAAACAGUUUUAAAUCGAGCAAUUGAAUUAUCAGCCAAUAAAACCAAACUAAGAAAUAAAGUUGAUCUUGAUGAAUUCAUAAAUAAAACAGAUAGAAAAAAUGUGAUUCAAGCAGAAAUGAACAAGAUUAUUGAACCAAUUGUCUCAACAACAGCAACAAAACCAAAAGUCAGGCCACUAACAACAACAAAAAAGACAACAACGACAAAAUUAGCGGAAGACGAUAAUGUUGAAGAUGACGAAGAAGAAGAAGAAGACGAUAGUAUUGAGAAAUCUCAGUAUCGAACAUACACCACGGUAAAAACAACUCAAGCACAGGUAACAAAACAUUUAUUAACAACGGAAAAAAUGAUGGGUAAUCCAAUGCAGAUAACACACACAAAUUUAUCUCUCGUGAAACCAUUAGCCACAGAUGUACUCUAUUUGAAGAGUGAUGUACGAAAUGUAUUCAUGGUAUUUCUACUACUGAUUAUUAUUGGUGAAUUUUUCAGUGCACCAGCAAUUACACUGGCGGAUGCUUGCACGUUAACGUAUCUUGGACAAGAUACUGAAUUAUACGGUCGACAACGGAUGUGGGGUAGUGUAGGAUGGGGUAUAGCAAUAUUUCUCGUAGCAACAGUAUUAGAUCAAUCAAAAGGAUUAAUAACUCAUCCGUGUGGCUCCAAUAGUAUGUUACUAGAAAAAAAUUAUACAAUUUGUUUUGCAACAUUUAGUGUGUUGAUGGCAUGUGCUUUGGGUGUUGCCACUCAAUUUCAUUUUACUUAUGAUGAAAGCGAACGUAUACCAUUGAAAACACUGCGUGAUGAUAUUAAACAUAAAAUUCAUCAUACAUCACCAAAACAACGUUUGAUUAAUGAAGAUGAUGAUGGACCAUCAGAUAUACAAAGUAUCGUUAAUGAUGAACAACAAGUGCAAAUUAACUUAAGAAAACAACAACAACAAAAUCAUGAACAACAAAAUAGUUCAUCAUCAUCGUUUUAUCAACGUCGUGCAUCACAAACAAUGAAAUUAAUGCAAUUAGUUCAAUUAUUUACUACCGUUAAACAUGGAACAUUUCUAUUCAUAGCAUGGUGGAUGGGCUGCGGUGUUGGACUUGUAUUUACAUUUUUAUUUUGGCAUCUACAAGAUUUAGGUGGUUCACCAACAUUAUUCGGUGUUGCAUCGGUGAUCAAUCAUAUAUCAGAAUUAUUUGCCUAUUUUUUCUUACAUGAAUUAAUUCGACGUUUAGGUCAUAUUAAAAUACUAUAUUUGGGUUUGCUGGGAAAUACUAUACGUUUUGUUUAUAUAUCAUUUCUUAAAAGUCCAUGGUGGGUACUACCAUUUGAAUUUAUUCAAGGUCUGACGCAUGCAGCUGUGUGGGCAACAGCUUGUUCUUAUUUAUCUCAAGCAGCGCCAGAAAAUUUACGUCUAUCGUGUCAAGGUGUCUUACAAGGAUUUCAUUUUGGAUUUGGACGAGGGUGUGGAGCAUUAUUCGGAGGAUUUUUGGCAUCGGCUAUAGGAACCGACAUAACAUUCCUUCUAUAUGGUAUUUCCUGCUUGUUAUUGAUGAUUGUAUUUAUAUUAUUAAAUUAUUUCUACAAUGAUGGACAUCGUCAUCGCACAAUGAGUAGAGCAAGUAUAAGUGGUGAUCCUCGAGAAUACAUAGCGGAUUCGACUUUUAUUGCACCGCAUGGUGUUCCUUCAAAUCCAAAAUGGCACAAUUUUACCGCAGGCGUUACUGCAGGAAUACGUCGAGAUCUUCCUUCUUCUUCCAUUUCAUCCAGCUAUGAUACUCAACGUAUGGCAUCAUCAUCUGGCGGUCAUCCUGGACAUGUAUUUGGAAACUAUCAAGGUUUUUGA
Molecule: messenger RNA, 2514 nt
Organism: Didymodactylos carnosus
Lineage: Eukaryota; Metazoa; Rotifera; Eurotatoria; Philodinida; Philodinidae
Source: the annotation of a GenBank genome assembly